Molecule: messenger RNA, 378 nt
Organism: Ornithorhynchus anatinus (platypus)
Lineage: Eukaryota; Metazoa; Chordata; Mammalia; Monotremata; Ornithorhynchidae
Product: nucleoplasmin
Exons: 5
Coding region: 1-378 (125 amino acids)
Biological process (GO): chromatin remodeling
Cellular component (GO): nucleolus; nucleoplasm; cytoplasm
Molecular function (GO): chromatin binding; histone binding; RNA binding
Source: RefSeq, a predicted model, not a curated record
AUGGAAUCCCCUGUGCUAAGCCUGUGCUCUGAAGAUGAGCAGCCUAGUGUUCAGCUGUGGGGCUGUGAGCUGAGCAGCAGCAAUAGGAGCUAUGUCUUCACAGCAGCAGAAGAUCUCCUGGAGCACCUGCUUAAGCUGAAGACGAUCUGCUUAAGUGUGGCCACUGAUGACCAGCUGACCGUGGUGGCUGCCACUUCUAAGAAUGUCUAUGGAAGUCUGACGCCAGUCCCGAUCGCCAGUCUUCGGUCCUCAGUUCUGCCCAUGAUCAGCCUGGCUGGCCUGGAGUUUGUCCCACCUGUCACCUUUGUGCUGCUGUCAGGUUCAGGUCCUGUCUACAUCAGCGGGCUGCACUUGGCCUACCUAUUCACGUAUCUGUAA